This is a messenger RNA of Asparagus officinalis (garden asparagus), 679 nucleotides long. RefSeq lists its product as uncharacterized. Bases 253 to 654 code for a protein of 133 amino acids. The record is from RefSeq and is a predicted model, not a curated record. The transcript has 2 exons. Lineage: Eukaryota; Viridiplantae; Streptophyta; Magnoliopsida; Asparagales; Asparagaceae.
AAUUUAUAACUUGAUUGAUAUUUUUUAGAAUAUUUAUUCCUACUUUAAAGCGGAGAUAUCAGCAAUAAUCAAUCCAGAAUCACCUUGUUACACCGCAUGCAAGAGUUUUCAAAGAAAGGUUUUUGUUGAAGACAGCAUAGCUAACUGCAACAAUUGCAAUACUGAAGAUGCGGAAUGGAAAAUAAAGUAAGUUUUAAAUUUUAUUUAUAAAAAAAAUAAAAAUAACAUUAAAUUUUCACAUCAAGGUACCUUAUGCGAUUGGAAGUUAAAGAUCAUAUCGACAAGACAUAUGUUACACUUUUCGAUGAAGCUCGGUUUCUAACUGGUUGUUCAGCUGAAGAAUAUGUAGAUUCAUUUGAUGAAGAAGGAAAGGAGCACUUAUCACCUAUGUACCAGAAAAUGAUGAGCUGUUGCGACAAAGAAUAUCUUUUCUUGGUAAAAAUGAACAGGAAAGAUGAAGAGAAAAGAAUUGAAGGAAGAAUAACCGCUCAAGAAAUAUGCAGCCCAAACAAUUUUGAACCAAUAGAAUGUGAUGAAGAUGAAGAUUCAAAGGACAUUUCACUGAAGCGAAAGAGUAUGACAAGCCUGAAAAAAGAUAUGAACAAAAGAAAGUUCAUGAAUAAUAAAAAUAUUAAAAUAGAAAGUGAGAAGUGAUACAUCAUUUAUAGCAUUAUGAUGA